Messenger RNA from Cydia fagiglandana, 2045 nucleotides. It is a transcript of the gene vnd, whose product is annotated as homeobox protein vnd. The record is from RefSeq and is a predicted model, not a curated record. Bases 522 to 1445 code for a protein of 307 amino acids. NCBI's taxonomy places the organism in Eukaryota, Metazoa, Arthropoda, Insecta, Lepidoptera, Tortricidae. Gene Ontology annotation, cellular component: nucleus. The transcript has 3 exons. Gene Ontology annotation, biological process: regulation of transcription by RNA polymerase II; cell differentiation. Gene Ontology annotation, molecular function: DNA-binding transcription factor activity, RNA polymerase II-specific; RNA polymerase II cis-regulatory region sequence-specific DNA binding.
UAAGUAAAUACAACAAUAGCCUGCAAAUCAUUAACAACGAAAUUGUGAUGUUACGCAAAAAACUCCCAAAACAUGGGCUUACACGGGCUUAAUAAAAACACUCUAAAUGAAAAUCGUUAUUCGGGCAUUUGGAGCGGCGUCCAUAACGAACCGGCCUCAACAAUGGGCUUAACGCGCGCACUCAUUACAAAAAGCGACAUAACAUAACGCUGCGUCGAAAGCUCUUUUCACAAAGUAUACUCCAGGUUUUUUUUGUUGGGAAGGCUUUAGUAAUCCGCCGCGAUUGGUCGGGACUCGCCCCGCCCAGGCGGGCGCGCGCGCCGAUUGGCGGGGGUCAGUAGAGCACCCUCGACGCUGAGUAGGCUGUCGAGGCACGAGGGCGGCGCGGGGUGUUCUUCACCCCGAGGGCCACUCGAGGGUUGUUCAGUGCGAGCGCGGCGUCGAAGGGCGCAGCACGUGUCACGCGAGUGUUCUGUGAAGGCUUCACCAUUAUCCCGAAGGCGAGCUCUCCCGGUCGGGAGAUGAAGUGCGAGGAAGGCGAGCGGUCGCCGCCGCUGCUGCCGCCGGCGUCGCUGCUGGCGUGGAGCCCCAUCCUGCUGCCGCCGUGGGCGCCGGCCUUCCUGCCGGCGCUCUAUCCGGCGGCCUUCCGCUCUGCGUUCCCAGGCCUCCUGGAUAGCAUGAAGAUGCCUGGCCAGCGGCCUGGGUUCCAGAUCUCGGACAUCCUGGGUCUGAACGAGGGCAAGUUGGAGCCCCCGCAGGGCGCCUGUCCGGUGGAGCUGCCCCCGUACCCGCCCCACCACUACCCCCCGGAGCUGCUGCGGCACCACCAGCCCUGGCUGUCGUUGGAUCACCAUGACAAUACUGGCAUCCUCGGCCAACAAGCCAGCCCUGACAGCACGUCCCGCGCCUCUGAGCUCUCAUACGUGGGCCCGUCGGCCUCGUCGCCGCCCGUGCCGGACCCGCGCGACGACGACGACGAGCACGACGUCGAGGCCGACGACGACGACCACGAGCACGACUCCAUCAACAACAACACCGACCCCAGCAUGGUGCACAAAAAACGCAAGCGACGCGUACUCUUCUCUAAAGCUCAGACCUACGAGCUAGAAAGGCGAUUCCGCCAACAGAGAUAUUUAUCGGCACCCGAGCGCGAGCAUCUCGCCAGCCUGAUCCGCCUGACCCCUACGCAGGUUAAGAUCUGGUUCCAAAAUCACAGGUACAAGACGAAACGCGCGGUACAAGAAAAAGGAGCGCACGAGCUGAACGUUGGAGGCUUGAGCUCACCGCGACGAGUCGCCGUUCCGGUGCUAGUGAAAGAUGGAAGGCCUUGCUUGAGCAAGCCGGAGCUGCCGCCGCUGGGCAUGGGGCUCCCCCCGUACCAGCCGCUGCACCACCAGCCGCCCGUGUCCGCGCACGGCCCGCAGCCCGCGCCCUGCUGGUGGUAACCCACCGAACCCCUCUACAGUGUCUACUAGUCCUCACGUCGCCGUUUGCAACAAGCAAACUUAGCCGACGAAGUUUCUAACAAAAUUAGGAGUUUGGAACUUGUUAAAUUAACAAUUAAACUCGAAUAGUAAAUUAAAUUAAAGUAAGACCUACUAUUUAAUAAUCGGCAUAUAAGGUAUCUGGAGUUCCUACUUAUUUAUAUUUAGAUAUUCUGAAGUCUUCAGUAGGUAAUCUAAAAUACUGUAUCAAGUAAAUUAUUAUUGGCAGACGUCGAAUAGCUGUUUGGAGUAGGCCUUAACUAGUGAUUGAGAACAUUCCAUCUUUAGAAGUGUGUAUAUUUAUGUAUAAAGCCUUUGACAAGUAUUAGAAUAAUAUUAUGAGAAAUGACCAGAUUUUAUCAGAAUGCAAUAUUUAGUUCUAAGGUUCAGUAUUAUUAUAGUCGUGUAUAGUGAAUAAUUAUUUAUAUUCCAAAUAAACUACUGUUAUUUUACGUAACUACAUACAUUUUUAUGUAGUUUAGAAGUUGUAAGUUGUACAUAUGUUGUAUAUAACAGAAAAUGUAUCCAGUUACGCAAAUAAAUACCAGCAGAUCCGUAUCA